UAAUAAAAUUAGGAAAUAUUUUGAUAAAUUUUAAAUUCAACGAAACCCUUUGACGUAACUUCACCUGUAAACACUAGGAAAAAUGAGAAAAUUUUUAUUAACAAUUUUCACUUGUUCGACUCUGAUGAUGAUGACUACCACUACCACAGGACGUGUCAAACGUAGCUAUUCGGACCAAAGUGUGCACGGCUAUAUGACGGAGCGCACCUGCUGGUGGAAUGAAGUGUGUAAGGAGGAAUUUCAAAGUCUAUUUCGUUGCAAAUGUCCACAAUUUUCCUACUGCCGGUCACCGGGACGUUAUUACAAUGCCUAUUGUUCGAUGACUGACACCGGUUAUAUAUGGACACAACCCACUUGGGAUUGGGGUCCUUGAGGGCAACUACUUCAGACACAUUGAAAAGCCAUUCAUGUUAUAGUUAAUUAAAGAAGGUGCUCUUCAAAUUUAGACCCUAGCAAAUACGUGCACAUGCAUAAUUGCCAACAUAUAUACCACCAACACAAACGUAGAUCUCCGCACCCUAAAAUUGAUUCUUCCAAACACAAUAAUUAAAUGCACAUAUACAAUAUGAACUAGUAAUACUCAUAUAUAGGAUAUUUAUCUAUCUUAUUUAAUAAUCUCAUAACGAUAUAUGUACUAAUGAGUAUAUAUAUAUAGUAUAUAUAUUAGUUAGUAAGUGUAACUUGUUGAAU
This is a messenger RNA of Teleopsis dalmanni, 690 nucleotides long. RefSeq lists its product as uncharacterized. The coding region runs from base 83 to 373 and encodes 96 amino acids. The transcript has 4 exons. The record is from RefSeq and is a predicted model, not a curated record. Lineage: Eukaryota; Metazoa; Arthropoda; Insecta; Diptera; Diopsidae.